AUGUCUUGGAUGAAGCGGCCACAGGGUGGCACGGCACCGCCGCCGGGCCCCGAGCGACAGUCCUACGCCGCACCCCAGGUACAGGCAUUUGGGAACCAACAGAACAUGUACCCAAAUUAUCAAGCAGGUACAGCUACAGGCAAUGUUCAACCACAGCAAUUCUGGCAGGUGCCACCCCAGCAACAGGGCCAGUAUGGUCAGCAAUUUGGACAAGUUUACCAGCAGCAAGACUAUCCUCCCAAUGCUAACCAGUUUUAUCAGCAACCAGCUCCAAACCAGUUCAACCAGAACUACACCAGUCAAGGUUUUAAUAACACUCAAACCCAAAGUUACCAGCAAAAUUAUUACCCAACUGAAGGCGCCACACAACAGAACUUUCAACAAAAUAAGCCCAAUGCUGACAGUUGGGAAGACAACUGGGACUGGGGAUGGGAGGAAUCAGCUAAACAAGCUCAGAAAGCCAACCAGAAUGCUGGCCAGCAACCUGCACCUCCUCAACAGGCAGCCUUCAAUAAUGCUAAUGUUAUAGAAGAGAGUUUUGCUUCAACUGAUAGCUGGAAUUGGUCAAUGGAUGAAAAGAAAGAGUCAAAGACGCCUGUGUCUGUCCCUCAAAACAAUGAAAAUAAAGAACCUUUCUCUCUUCCCACAAAGCCUGCAGCAAGUAGUAACUCUGAGUCUGAACCACUGAAUAACAUGCCUCCCGCACAUAUUGAGGAAGUUCGGAGCUUGAAUGAUAAAGAAGUGGUAAGGGAGCGUCUGCCUAAUCUAGCUUUAGGUAAACGCUUCCAUUUAGACAAUUUAACACCGCAGUGGUCCAUAGAAUCCCAAAUGUCCCAAGAAUCAAGUGAUGGGCCUCACACUCACUCUGAAGGAACUUAUAGGAGUGAUAAUCAAUCUAGGAACUCUAGUAAAAGCAGUCCAGGGUUAAAUACAGACAACUCUAACUUUAAUUAUUCUCAAGUGGGCCUUGAUGAAAAUUUCCCUCAGAACAAUGAAUGGUCAAGACCAACAGAUGAACCCCCCACUGACCAUGUUCAAAGUAAAAGCAGACGUGAAAGUCAAGAUGAGCUAUCUGGGUCUCUGCAAGAACUGAAUUUGAACAACCAUAAAAAACCAUCAACAGAUACAUUACACCAGAGCCAUAACGAUGAUUCUGGCAGUCAUGAUUUGGGUCCUGCAACACAUCCCCUCCCUGCUGUGUCUCCAUUCAGUUUUCCAAGUCCGAAUCCAGCAUCGAAUGUGGUUCCACCUGUUACCAACAUGCCUCCUCCACCACCAGUUUCAUCUACAUCAUUACCUUCAAGUGCAUCCUCCUCUUCUGCACUACCAGCUGCUUCUUCUUCCUCAGCAAUACCUCCUCCAAAUUUCCCACCACCCACUUCAAAUCAAAAUCCUUUCAAAAUGAAUGCAGGCCCAUUCUCUCACAAAACGAUAGCUAAAGUGUCAACUAGUGCUACAAGUGCACAGCCAUUCCCAGCACCUAGUGCGACUCUGGCAUCUCCUGCAGUUGUUAGCAAAGUAUCUCAGCACAACAGAGUGUCACAGGGUUUUGAAGCAAACCUGGAAACUACACCAGAUAAUUCAGAACGACCAGACCAGCCUCAAAUAUCAGCGUUUCGACCAUUGCCUGUCUCGCAACAGGUACCCGAUAAUAUGGAGAUAGCCCCACAAAAUGACAGAAACGAAUAUCUACAAACAGCACAUCUGUCAAGUAGUGAUUAUGAAGGAAAUACAGACUUUAGUAGAGGCCCACCUCCGCCUGGGUUGCGACGAAUGGUAGUUGGUCAACAACAAUCUGAAUAUAAUCAAAAUUUGAAUAUUUCCGGAGAUGAACCUCCGCCUGGCUUGGCUAGAAUGGUGCCAGGUCAACAGACCGAAUCUGUAAAUGCAUACAAUCAAACCGGAGAAAAUUAUUUAGACCGUCAUAUUGACGGACAGCCAACUGAAAAUAGCGCCCGUCCUUACCGCCAGGCUGAUGGGCAACAAACACCAGACAAUUACACACAGGCGCCGCCAGCCAGGGCCGCAGAGAGACGACCUAUAGGGCUUGACAGAAUGGUUCCAGGCGAACCAAGCAACGAUGAGUAUUCGCAAUAUCCAACUUCCAACUAUGCUGGCACGAACGAACACCGCGUGGUCACAGGUCUGGACCACGACUUCUCUAUGCCGACUGACGCCGGGCCACCAGAUGUUAGAGAACAAAAUGUCGACGGUUCUGAUUAUACUGAACAUAGUUCCAGGAAUCCACAGAGGAACAUAAUAGGUGCUAGGGAGUCCAGUAACGACGUCUCUCCGGAUUUCAGCGCACCACCAGAUGAUCAGCAGAGAGAAGUUACUAUGGAGGGUGAAAACCUGCAAGAUUUGAGCAUAAUUUCUUCAACAGAACUAACGUACUCACGAGAACAAGUAUUGGAUGGCGCUGAUAUUACACUCGCAGAUAUCCCUACUGACAGAAAGACUGAUUUAUCGGAUUCCAUAGACCACCCUACGACAAGUUCUAGGCGCCAAUCUCUAAAUAGAGUUAAUACUUCGGGGGAAGACUCUGAAAGAGAUAGAGCAUUCAAAUCAUCGCCAAGAAGAGACAGAGACAAGCAUAAGUCGACCAGAGAUAGAGAUUCGAAGCGGGACAGAGACCGCGAUCGAGAGAGAGAGAGGGAACGAGACAGAGAACGUGACAAAGACGGCAGGUACUCUCGCGGCGACCGAAAGUACGAGCCUGACAGGAGAUCCGGCAGGGAGGAGCGCCGCGAGCGAGACGCCUACCCGCGCGAGCGUCGCGACCGCGACAGUCCGGACGCGCGCCGCCACCGCCGCACGCGCGCGCCGCGCUACGAGACCGAGGACACGGACUACUACAGCGACCGGGAGAGAGAUCGAAGGCGCCAUCGCGAGGGCUCGUACACUUCUUCCAAACCGCCCCGUCCGGAAGACAAAGAGCGGCGGUACGUCGAAGAGCGAGACCGCAACAAACGGUACCACACCAUAGAACGAGACAGACGAUAUGACGACGACCGCGAGAGGCGCGAGCGGCGGCGCGGCGACCGCUACCGCGACCGCUACGAGCGCGCCUACCGCGACAUCGACCCCUCGCGCAAGCACGGCAACCUGCGCGCGCAGCGCGACGAGGACGCUAGGAGAGGCGAGCUGUCGGCGGCGUCGCGGCCCGAGUCGCGCGAGGCGCCCGCCACCGACGACGACACGCACGAGGCGCGCCGCCGCGCACGCGCGCGCCGCACCGCCGAGCCCUUCUAUGACGAGUACGGCACCGGAAUGGGUGGCGGGUACGCAGACCCGUACCUGGUGCAGCGGCAGCAGUACCAGUACUACGAGCACCUGCGGCUCACCAACCCCGCCGCCUACAUGCAGGUGUACAAGCAGCUGAUGGCGGGCCACGCGCCGCCCGUGCCGUCCUACUUCACCCCGAUCACAGAGCUGGGCGGCGCGCCGUACGAGGAGCGGCGUGAGGACCGCGGCAGCGUGCACUCCGGCCGCUCCAGCGCCGCCGGCCUCAAGGGGAACGACACGGACCUGAACACGGACAUGUCGCUGAACCUGCACCUGGAGGAGUCGACCGUGCGGUCCGAGAGGAUGACGCCGUUCCGGUACUCCACGGCGCACACCAAGGGCAGCGUGGCGUCGCGCGACGUGGUGCUGGUGGCGGCCGGGUACCCGGCGGACGGCGCGCCGGGCCCCGUGCGCGUGCUGUCGCUGGCGGCGGCGCUGCAGCGGCUGCCGGACGCGGCGGAGCUGGCCGCCUACCCCGGCCCUCUGCUCAAAGGCACCACGCACAAGAAGAGUGUGAUCGAAUACUGCAAGCUGCGCGCGCGCAGUGCGGCCCACGAGGGCGCGCGUGACGUCACGGGCUACGUGCUGCUGUGGGAGCUGCUGGCGCUCAUGCUGCGGCAGAACGGGGUGGUGGUAGGCUCAGACAUAGCGGAGCUGCUGAUGAAGAACACCCAGGAGUACCCGGACACGGCAGCAACCAGCAGGCGCGGCUCCGGCGCCGAGCCCCGCGAGUCUUGGCCCGAGCCCCGCGACUCCCGGUCCGAGCCCCGCGACGAGGACAACUACUCGCCCGACCAGCUCGCGCCGCCCGCGCCGCCCGCGCCUUCAAUGGACGACAUGAACCGCGAUGCAGCGAGCUGUGUGGACGAGGGCGCUGCACUGGACCGUCUGCGGGAGCUGCUCAUAUACGGGAACAGGCAGGAGGCACUCGAGACGGCGAUGCGCUGCGGGCUGUGGGCGCACGCGCUGGCGCUGGGCGCGGCGGGCGGGCGGCGCGCGCGCGCGCUGGUGGCGGCGCGCUGGCUGGCCGCGCUGCCGCCCGCCGACCCGCUGCACUCGCUGCACGCCGCGCUGGCCGCCGCGCCCGUGCCCGCCGCCACCGGCGUGGCGGAGGCGCGCUGGGCCGACUGGCGGCCGCACGCCGCCAUCUUGCUGGCCAACCCCACGCCGCGCGCCGACCUCGACCGCCGCACGCUCCUGCAGUUCGGAGACAGUCUGGCGGCGCGCGGCCUGCUGUACUCGGCGCAGUUCUGCUACAUAGCGGCCGGCGAGCAACUGGCGCGCCACCCGCUGGCGCCGCUGGCGGGCCCCGGCGGCCCCGGCGGCCCCGGCGGCCCCGGCGACCCCGCGGGCCCCGCGCCGCGCCUGUCGCUGCUGCUGGCUGAGCCCCGUGCGCCCACGCUGGCACAGUUCGCGCACAAUAAGGCUCUGUUCGCCACCGAGAUCUACGAGUACGCCAUGUCGCUGAACCAGGAUGACUUCGUCCUCGCCGAGUUCCAGGCGUACAAGCUGGUGCUGGGCGUGCGGCUGGCGGACGCCGGGCUGUACGAGCGCGCGCUGGCGUACAGCGAGGCGGCCGCGCGGGGCGUGGCGCGGGCGCCGCAGCGGUACCCGCGCGCGCUGCUGCGGGCGCUGGCGGCGCUGGCGGAGCGCCUGCAGCACCACGACCCGGCACUGCUGGAGCCGGCGCCCGAGGACGCCGACAGCACGGAGACGUCGCCGCGCCACCUGCGUCACUGGCUGGACGACGUCCGCCAGGCCGCCGACGCCGCCGAUGCCGCGCUGCCGUGGGCGGGCGCGGCGCAUGCGCAGGCGGCGGGCGCGGGGCCGUGGCCGGGACAGGGACAGGGGGCGCAGUACCCGCCGCAGCCGGCGCCAUACACCGCGCCGAACGAGGAGGCUCCCGACUACGCCGCGCAAUACUACGCUCAGCAACCACAGCUCGCCCAGCAAACACAGCUGGACCAACAGCAACAACAGCUCGCUCAGCAACAGCUCGGCCAGCAUCAACAGCUUAGCCAGCAACAACAGCUCGGCCAACAACAACAGCUCGAGCUGCAGCAGGAGCCGCUACAGCAGCAGCCGGCGGCGGAGGAGCCGGCGCAGUACGCGCAGUACGAGGACUGGGGCCGCGCCCCCGAGCCGGGCCCCUACGCCGACCCCUACUGGCAGCCCGACUCCUACUCCUAUGGAGAGGGCGAGGCGCCGCAGAUCAGUAUGCCGGGCUCCCGCCGCAGCGAGCCGGCCGCGCACGACGAGGAGCCCGACACGGAGCCUGCGAAGACUCCGAGCAACAAGAAGCAGGAGGACAAGCCCAAGGCGGAGGGCGGCAAGGACGGGAAGGCCAGCAAGGGCGGCUGGCUGGGCGGCAUCCUCACCAAGCUGUCGCUGCGGCCGCCCAACCAGAUGAUCCUGCCCGACGACAAGAACCCCACCAUCGUGUGGGACGCGGACACGAAGCGAUGGCGCAACCUGGACGGCGACAGCGAGGACAGCGCGCCGCCGCCGCCGCCGCCGCGCGACGCGCCGCCCGCCCUGCAGAGCACGUCUCCUCCUCCGCCGUCAGUCGGCGCUCCGCCCGCCGCCGGCGCUCCGCCCUCCGUUCCCGUCUCUAACAUAUUCAAAAUGCAGAAAGGAAGACACAUCAAGAAGUCGUACGUGGACGUGCUGAACCCCGGCGGCGCGGCCCCCGGGGCGGGCCCCGCGCCGGCCCCAGUGCUGGGCCCCAGCGUGCCGCUGCAGCCGCCGCCCAGCUACUUCGUGCCCGCGCCACUGCCGCAGAGCGGAGUGUACGAGGCGCCCCUGGCGGAGGGCGAGCGCGACCCGUACGAGCACUCCGGCAUCUAG
Messenger RNA from Spodoptera littoralis (African cotton leafworm), 6132 nucleotides. The record is from the annotation of a GenBank genome assembly. Lineage: Eukaryota; Metazoa; Arthropoda; Insecta; Lepidoptera; Noctuidae.